Entrophospora candida is the source of this 2472-nucleotide messenger RNA. The record is from the annotation of a GenBank genome assembly. Lineage: Eukaryota; Fungi; Glomeromycota; Glomeromycetes; Entrophosporales; Entrophosporaceae.
AUGACUGAAAUUUAUCCAGAAUCAAGAUUAACUGAUUUUGUCGAAAGACCAGACUAUGGUACUAAAGGAAGAGCAAUACAUGUCAGAACAAACUUUUUCAGAAUUACCUCUUUACCAGAAUCGAAUAUCAUUCACUACGAUGUUACAAUUUCACCAGACGUACCACCUGUGAUAAAUAGAAAAGUAUAUGAAGAAUUUGAAGCACUCCAUAGAAAUGAUGCUUUAGGUGGAAUAAAACCAGUUUUUGAUGGUCGUAAAAAUGUUUUUUCGCCAAGACCUUUAGCCUUACAUGAAGAUGCAGGAACUUUUGAUGUAACUAUUCCUGAAGAUGAUAGUAUUACAACUAGCAAACGUCCUCCUCGAAUUUUCAAAAUUAAAAUAAGGAAAGUAGGCGUCAUCAACAUGGAUGAACUCAUUCAAUAUACAGAAAGAAAAGGUCGUCUAACUCCUAGUGUUUUGACUGCAUUGAUGGCACUUGAUGUUCUUAUCAGGCAUCAACCUUCUAUGAAAUAUAUCACCGUUGGUCGAUCAUUUUUCACACCUACUGAAGCUACACCUCUUUUUGGAGGUUUGGAAGUUUGGAGAGGCUUUUAUCAAUCUGCUAAGCCUGGCCAAAAUAGAAUGUUUAUCAAUAUUGAUCUUAGUGCAACUGCUUUUUAUGAAUCAUGUCCAUUAAUUGUAAUGGUUACAAAGAUUUUGGGCCGUCGUAACCCUGAAGAUCUUAGAAGAGGAAUGAAUGAUAAAGAUCAUCAGAGACUUGAGAGAGCACUCAAAGGCUUAAAAAUACGCGUUGUUCAUCGUGGUGACACUACUGCCAAAAGAAAAUUUAAAAUCAAAGGAAUUACCCCCACUCCUGCAGACAGAACAGUCUUUAAUAGCGCCGAAGGUCAAAUGAAUGUUGCAACAUAUUUCGCCAACACAUACGGUCGUCGUCUUAAUCAACCUUUUCUUCCUUGUGUUGUUGUGAGAAACGACGUGUUCCUUCCAAUGGAAAAUCAAAGAUUUUUACGAAAAUUAAAUGACAAGCAAACUGCUGAUAUGAUUAAAUUUACCUGUUUACAACCACAUGUCCGUGCAAAUAAGAUUUUAAACGGAAUAACUUUGCUUAAUUACCGAGACAAUGAAUAUUUAAGACAAUUUGGCCUUAGAGUUAAUGGUGAAAUGGAAGUGAUUCCAGCUAGAAUUUUACCAACGCCAACCGUUCAAUAUCAUGCUUCAUCCCGAGAAUCUAAUUUCCAACCAAGAGAUGGUGUUUGGAACUUAAGAGAUAAAAAAGUUGCAACCGGUUCUACAUUGGGUUCCUGGUCUGUGGUUGUGUUUAGUUCUGAACGUGAUCUUCCACUUUUAUCCAUUAAAGCAUUUAUUAGAGAACUUGUCGUGACAUGUCAAAACACUGGAAUGAAAAUUCCAAAUGUAAAUCCUCCGGUGGUUCACGCAAAUCCUCAAGGAGACAUAGAAGGAACACUGAAACAAGCAUGGCUUCGUGCUGGUAACCAUGCUAAAGCUCAGCCGCAGCUAAUAUUAUGUGUUUUACCAAACACGGGUGUUGAUUUAUAUGCAGAAAUAAAGCGAGUAUCCGAUACAGUUAUUGGCGUUGUAACACAGUGUGUUCAAGGACGUAAUACGCUGGCACCAAAAAAACAAUACUGUGCAAAUGUUUGUCUCAAGAUGAAUGUCAAACUUGGUGGAAUGAAUUCCUUUUUAGAUCCCAAUGAAAUCCCAUUUAUUAGUGAAGUACCGACAAUUCUGAUGGGAUCGACAAAUAAACCAUCUAUUGCUGCAUUAUGUGCAUCUAUGGAUGCCAAGGCAUCAAGAUACGCUGCUUCGAUUAGAGUCCAGAGUGGCAGAACUGACAUUAUUGCUGACUUGUCAAGUAUGGUGAAAGAGUUAUUGAAAACAUUUUAUCAAACAUGUGGUAGAAAACCAGAUAGAAUAUUAUUUUAUCGAGAUGGUAUUUCUGAAAGUCAAUUUUCCAAAGUUUUGAAGGAAGAAAUAAAUUCCGUUAAAGUUGCGUGUCAAGCACUCCAAGCUGAUUAUUCGCCAAAGAUCACCUUCGUAGUUGUUCAAAAGCGUCAUCAUACUCGAUUUUUUGCAAUGGAUAAGAAAGAUGCUGAUAAUACUGGCAAUUGUUUGCCAGGAAUAGUCGUGGAGCGUGAUAUCACAAAUUUACAAAGUCAAGCAGGCUUACAAGGAACAUCUCGCCCAACUCAUUAUCGCGUGCUUUAUAAUGAAAAUAACCUUCGAGCAGACCAAAUUCAAACUUUAUCUUAUAACUUGUGCUAUUUAUACGCGAGAUGUACACGAUCCGUCUCAUUGGUUCCACCAGUAUAUUAUGCCCAUUUAGUAUGUAAUCGAGCACGUUUCCAUUCUCGUGCACAAUGGAGUGACACUGAAUCAUCUGAAAGUGGAGGUAUCGCUUCAACGUUUAGUGUUGUCAAACCCGAAUUACAAAAGGUCAUGUAUUUUAUGUAA